CCCUCUUUUUUCUCAUUAUUCACGCUCUUGAUAGACUUCUCUCCUUCCUUCCUACCAAACUUUUCGUUUUCUUUUUUUUUUCUGUUUCGAAGAUACUCUCCAGUUUUCUCAACAUGUCUUUAGUAGCAGCUUCUCAGAUCCUUCAGUUUGCUCCAAAUUUUGAUUCCUUCACGGUAUAUCUACAGAUUCCUCUUCCUUUCCUUCAGGGUUAAUGAAGCUGAUCUGUCUGUUGACCAGGAGCACAAGACGCUUCAUAUGUCUGUUUUCAUCCACUUUGAAUGUUCUUAUAAAAGGAUUUUAUCCUAGAAACGUUGUCAGAUACAUCAGUUGCUACUAAGCUUUUACACGAUUGAAGUCUGAACAGUUACAGUAGAUACUUGAUAAAAUGGACCGUGCAGAUACAUCGGGGUUUGUAAGCGGAGGAGGAAUGCCUUUGGAAUUUCUUCUGUUUCUUAAUCUGUUUAUGAUAUGUAUACCAGUUAGUAGUAUGUACUAAAGACUUGUUUUCUGUAAGUUGUGCCUACGUCCUUUACCUUAGUGUUAUAGUUCACAGCCUCUAUGGAUUUGAAUACAAAUGUACGGUUCUCUCAUGUGUCUGAACUCUCGAAAAAUGAAAAUUUUGGGGAUACCACUCUGCGCCUGAACUUUCUUGGUCAUGGAGGAAGCAACAAGGCCGGAUUUGGAAGUACUCAAAGCGAUCUUCAUGUUGAUCUUUCAAGUGCACCUGAUGAUGGCUGCAGGUUGGUUCUGGGGUUGGGUCCAACUCCUAGUGUAUACUGCAAUGAUUAUCACAAUGUUGGCCUCAACAAGAACAAAUCGACAGCAGCUUUAUUCACACCAGGUUUAUCACCUGAGGAUAACUCUAUCCUAAAACUUGGUCUUUCUGGAGGGACGAAGGGAAGUAUGAAUCUGUUGGAACGUUCUUUGUCAACUGAGACUGAUGUUAGUGUGCAUUUUUCAAAUCAGUUUUCUGCAGAAGGUAGUCAACUUUCAAUACCUUUUGUUGAUGAGGGUUCUACUUCGGCCAAGAAAUCUGGUGGCUAUAUGCCAUCACUCCUCUUGGCUCCAAGAAUGGAUAGUGGGAAAGCUUCGGUGCAGACACACGAACUAUUCCAAUUUGGAGCUAAAUCUCAUUCUCAUCAGUUUCAUCUGAGUUGUGAGCACUCUACUCAGACAGAUUUCUCUGUAGACACAAUCUCUGAGCAGACCACCACUAUUACGUCUUCCGAUUACCGAACUAGCAAUUCGAAGAAAUGCAAGUUUGCUGGUUGCUUUAAAGGAGCAAGAGGGGCAACUGGUCUUUGUAUUGGUCAUGGAGGCGGACAACGAUGCCAAAAAGCAGGGUGUAACAAGGGUGCUGAGAGCCGAACUGUCUUCUGUAAGGCUCAUGGUGGAGGGAGGAGGUGCCAGCACUUGGGUUGCACUAAAAGUGCUGAGGGGAAGACCGAUUUUUGCAUCGCACAUGGUGGAGGCAGACGAUGUGGGUUUUCUGGAGGUUGCACAAAGGCUGCACGAGGUAAAUCAGGGCUUUGCAUUAGGCAUGGUGGGGGAAAAAGGUGUAAGGUGGAAGGUUGCACACGCAGCGCUGAAGGACAGGCUGGUUUGUGCAUAUCUCAUGGUGGUGGUCGUCGUUGCCAGUUCCCUGCAUGUACUAAGGGUGCUCAGGGGAGUACCAUGUUUUGCAAGGCUCAUGGCGGUGGAAAACGAUGUAUAUUUGCUGGGUGUACCAAAGGGGCUGAAGGGAGCACACCAUUGUGCAAAGGACAUGGCGGGGGAAAGCGUUGCCUCUACAAUGGUGGUGGCAUUUGUCCCAAGAGUGUGCAUGGAGGCACCAACUUUUGUGUUGCUCAUGGAGGUGGGAAAAGGUGUGUAGUGCCAGGAUGCACAAAGAGUGCACGCGGUCGCACCGACUGCUGUGUCAGGCAUGGUGGUGGAAAACGGUGCAAGUUCGAGAAUUGCGGCAAGAGUGCCCAAGGAAGCACGGAUUUAUGCAAGGCCCAUGGUGGGGGCAAAAGAUGCUCCUGGGGAGAAGGCAAAUGCGAGAAAUUUGCAAGGGGCAGGAGUGGUCUAUGUGCAGCUCACAGUAGCAUGUUGCAAGAGAGGCAGGCAAGCAAGGGAGGGCUCAUUGCACCUGGAGUUUUCCAUGGUCUUGUAUCGGCAACAUCAACCACAGGAAGCAGCUCCAACAACUAUCACUCAUCUUCAGGCAAUAGUGUCAUUUCUGAUUGCAUCGAUUCACCAGACAAGCCAGUGGAAAGGCAACAACUCAUACCUCCACAGGUAUUGGUUCCACUAUCUAUGAAGUCAUCAGCCUCAUACUCAAGCUUCUUGAGUUCCGAGCAGCAAGAUGAAGGAAUAAACAGGCAUGGCAAUCACAUUGCCGGGGGUGUUGGUAACACAAGCUUCGACUUCUUGAUCCCAGAGGGGAGGGUCCAUGGCGGGGGUCUCAUGUCAUUACUUGGUGGAAAUCUGAAGAACCCCAUUGAUAGAAUUUGAAGUCCAAAUUUACUUUGGAAUGAAGAAACCUAUUGUGGAUUUUAAGUUAAUUAUUCAACUGUGGAAUUGUUUAUAAGAUCUGGUGGUUGUAGAGAGACUCGGUAUAUAUAGUCGUGUGUUGAUUAAUAGUGGUAUCAUUGUCACGGUAUUGGUUUACAGCAUUGGCCAAUGAUGCAUGGCUGCUGUACUCUUUUUUUUUUUAGUUCAUAAUUGUUGUAAUUAGACCAUGGUUAUAUUUUCUGUCAUUCAUCUAUUGUUUGUGUUGUUGGUGGUGAGGUUAUUCUCUUUGUCCCUGUAAUUGUUUUCACUUGGCAUGACGGCUAUCCUAUUGAAAGAAGAUGAGUGCAAUAAGGGUCUGCUAAUAAUACCAUGUAUUAUCUGAUAAUCGAAUAGGUUCUUUAUUUUGGUUUAAA
Molecule: messenger RNA, 2909 nt
Organism: Gossypium raimondii (Peruvian cotton)
Lineage: Eukaryota; Viridiplantae; Streptophyta; Magnoliopsida; Malvales; Malvaceae
Exons: 2
Coding region: 559-2496 (645 amino acids)
Source: RefSeq, a predicted model, not a curated record